Messenger RNA from Tigriopus californicus, 946 nucleotides. RefSeq lists its product as uncharacterized. The record is from RefSeq and is a predicted model, not a curated record. Bases 324 to 794 code for a protein of 156 amino acids. Lineage: Eukaryota; Metazoa; Arthropoda; Copepoda; Harpacticoida; Harpacticidae. The transcript has a single exon.
GUCGAGUAAAACUCAGGACGAGAAUUUCAGAGAGUGUGUCCAAGAUCGAAAGUUGAUAAUUGACGGAGAAAGCCAAAGCAUCAGUUCAAAAUCGGUUUGCAUCCGGGAAUAACGCUGUAGUAAUCCCCAUUGCACAAAGGAAGGCAGUGAGUGUCGAGCAAAGUUUGGAACAUUGUACGAGGAACACUCACUCGUGCGACCCACCAAUAAUGCCCCAUCGUGCCAAUAGCAACCUUCAAGACUAGUUUUGGAACGGCAAAUGUAAUGUAUCAACGUCCUCCAAGGGCAAGGUUUUCGUCAAAAGGCGCUCAAAACUUCCAAACAUGAGGCAAUUUCGAGCCAGCAACGGCCAAAUGGCAUUGCGUUCAUUUCUAGCCCUAAUUGUCUCUCAGUCCUUAUUGUUGGGGCUGGUCCAUGCCCAAGACAUGGGGGACAUGGGGGACGAUGGAGGUGGUGGAGGCGGUGAGGACAUGAGUGAUGUGCUUGACCCGUCAAUGUUGGGCAUCGAUGGGUCCGAGGGAGAUCUGAAUGAAUUGCUUCUGCAAGGGCGUGCCGGUGGUGGGAUGCAGACUCUGGCCACACUGAAAGUACAGUCCUUACUAGCCCUUCAAGAGUUGGGUGUGGUCAUAGGGGUGGCCUUUAUGAUGGGCACGAUCUUCUUGUUAAUGGUGUUCCUCGAAAAGAUGAUUGUGAGUGUGGGCACGAGAUUUCACAAGCGCUUUGGCAAGCCUGAAAUGGACCCCGAAGACGAUCCGGCAGCCCUGGUGGGCACGUUCAAGCGCUACAAGAACUAACCAUCAACAAGGAUUGUUGUGCUCUCUUACAGGUGAACUGGAGUUCGAAAAAAAGUGCUUUCUAUUUUUAUAGACAAUCCGCUUCUGUGAAGCUCGUUUUUGAAUAAUUCUAAUAUUGAUAAUAGCAAUAAAGUUUUGAAUACGUCGGUGCA